UUUGCACGGGUACCACAAUGCUGAGGUUUCAACAAGGAGGCCUGUUUUGUGGGGCUCAAAGAGUCCUCCUUUGUAUGGCCAUCCUAUCGCUGACUGUCUUGGGUUACACCACAGAUGUCCCAGACCGCUGCCAUCAUACCAUGAUAAAUUUUCGACUGGUAGCCGACUGCCAAGGUCAAAGCCACAAGACAGUUCCCAAAGUUGAUCCCACCAUCCAGGUCCUCCUGCUGAAUUUUAACCUUUUCUCCACCAUCUUGAAUUCUACCUGGCCCCAAAUGGAUUCCCUGCAGAUGUUAUCCCUUGGGAAGCAGUUGGGAGGGUCCCUCUUUGUGGGAGAGAGGGCCUUUCAGAAUGUGGCUGGUAUCACAUUCCUGGACCUUGGAGGCAACAUGAAUGUAACGCUACACCCCGCUGCGUUCGCAGGCCUGACCAAGCUUGAGGUAUUACUCUUGGAUGUUAAUGGCUUUGAUGAUAAGGUUUUGGAAAGAAGAUACUUCCAGGAUUUGGUGUCCCUGAAGAGACUGGAUCUUUCUGGAAAUCUCAUCCAGAGACUGAGGCCUGAUCCAGCCUUUCAACAGCUUAGAAGGCUAAGCUUCCUUCAGCUGAAACUCAACAACAUUGAGAGGAUUUGUGGGGAUGACCUACAAAACCUGAAAGGGCGCCAUCUUGCCUUGCUUGACCUGUCUUUUAACCGUUUGCUCUACCACCCCACCUGCACCAACCCUUUCCACAACAUCACGGUGGGAACCCUGGACAUCUCUUCCAAUCCAUGGGAUGCAAUGCAAGUUGAACAGUUUUUCACAAGCAUAACUGGCACACGGAUCCAGAACCUCAAGAUGCAAUACUCAGUGGCGAUUGGAAGCUCAUUUGGUUUCCAUAACCUGGAGGACAUUUCGGCCAGGACCUUCUCUGGGCUACAUGAUAGUGGCACCUUCUCCCUUGACAUGUCCCAUGGCUUCCUAAAUGAACUAGCCCCCUCUGUCUUCUCAGCUUUCCCAGAUCUCCACAUCCUGUUUUUGAGGUUCAAUAAGAUUACCGAGAUCCAUGAUGGGGCCUUCCUCAAGCUGAAUCAACUGCAUGUUCUUGAUCUAUCCAACAACCUUCUUGGGGAGUUGUACACAAAAGCAUUGAAAAGUCUGAGGUCAUUGCCCCUCCAGUAUCUCAUCCUGAAGUCCAACCACAUUGGAAUUGUUCAACAUGAUGCCCUUGUGGGGCUGGAUUCCUUGCAAAUCCUUGACUUACAGGACAAUGCUCUCUCCCAAGUACCAAACGGUAAACUCCCAUCUCUGCAGCGUCUGAUGCUGGGGCACAACAGGAUCAGGGACACCUUGGGCAUUGAGCAUCUUAGCCAGAACCUGACACACCUUGACCUCUCCUCCAACCGUCUGAGUGACCUGGGGCAGCUCUGGGAGCAGCUAGGGAAGAUCCCCUCUUUGCUUUUUCUAAAUCUCUCAAGCAACCACUUGGCAAGAUGCUUCUGGAUCCAAGAAGGCCCCAGACACCUCAGAGAACUGGAUCUUUCCCAUAACAACCUGGCAGGCGUCUGGAAAGCAGGGAAAUGUGCAGGCAUCUUUCAUCAUUUAGAGAGGUUGACGGUCCUGAAUCUCAGCUUCGGCAGCCUCAAGGACUUUCCUAAGGGUCUUUUCCGGGGGUUGGUGUCUCUGCAGACUCUGGACCUCUCUGAGAACCUCCUGCCCUUACUUCCAGAGGAAGUAUUCCUUGGCCUGCAGUCUUUGCGUACCCUCAGCCUCCGUGGGAACUCUAUGAUGACCCUGUCCCCAUCUGUAUUCCAGCCACUGGUUCUGCUGCAGACCUUGGAUCUGCAGGAACUGACCUUGUUUUGUCACUGUGGGCUUGCCAGCUUGCAGACUUGGCUGCAGAGCAACAGCAUGGCACCGAAAAGAUCUGUGGCCGCAGGGAUCCCUUGUGUUCUUCCCACUCCAACUUUCACACGGGUCUCCUUGUCCUGGUUUCUCCACAACAACUGUGAUGUGUAGUAAAAGCACCU
Messenger RNA from Gekko japonicus, 2008 nucleotides. Its product is annotated as toll-like receptor 5. The transcript is spliced from 2 exons. The coding region runs from base 18 to 1997 and encodes 659 amino acids. The record is from RefSeq and is a predicted model, not a curated record. Lineage: Eukaryota; Metazoa; Chordata; Lepidosauria; Squamata; Gekkonidae. Gene Ontology annotation, molecular function: protein binding.